Messenger RNA from Penicillium samsonianum, 273 nucleotides. RefSeq names its product putative lipase. The coding region runs from base 1 to 273 and encodes 90 amino acids. The record is from RefSeq and is a predicted model, not a curated record. Lineage: Eukaryota; Fungi; Ascomycota; Eurotiomycetes; Eurotiales; Aspergillaceae. The transcript has a single exon.
AUGGUCUACUCAACCUUCGAGAUAGUCCAGCCCAUGGUUGGUACCAACGCCUCGGCUAUCUUGAGCGACUUGCGCGGCGUCCGCGUCAGUGAUGUCAACCUCCAGUCGGCUUGCGCUGCGAAGCCCGCUUGGAUUUAUACUCACGAGGGUGUCAUGUACAACCCCCUUGCGUGGGCGCUGGCCAUUGACGAAAUCAUGCAUGAUGGCCCCGCGCAUCUAUCUUGGCUCGAUCUUGAGCAUGUUUGUCGGCAGGCAUUGCCGCCAGCCCUAUAG